Sitodiplosis mosellana (orange wheat blossom midge) is the source of this 2702-nucleotide messenger RNA. RefSeq names its product MOB kinase activator-like 1 (gene mats). Gene Ontology annotation, molecular function: protein kinase activator activity. Bases 737 to 1312 code for a protein of 191 amino acids. Gene Ontology annotation, biological process: positive regulation of protein phosphorylation; hippo signaling. NCBI's taxonomy places the organism in Eukaryota, Metazoa, Arthropoda, Insecta, Diptera, Cecidomyiidae. Gene Ontology annotation, cellular component: nucleus; cytoplasm. The transcript is spliced from 3 exons. The record is from RefSeq and is a predicted model, not a curated record.
UCACUUCUUCAUUUCUGCAUCUUUGGAUGUUGAACUAUUUUCACAAUUGUUGCUACUUCUUUUUUUCUUCGUUCGUUUAUUGUGUCGUUUUCGCAUGUGUUUGUGUUCGAUUGAAGAGUGUAUGGCCAACACUGUAAGAAAUAUCCAUUGUUAUGCAAAUCAUACGCACUGCACGCUACUACCGUAAAACAGACCUCAUGACAGAUUCUCGUGUUGCAUACAAAAUACCGAAAUUACUUUAGCAGCAUUUUGGUUUGUUCAAUUCAAAGUUCUGAACGCAAACGUUUUUGGUCGGUUCCCGUUGUUUUUGUUCGUUCGCAUUUCGUCGAUCUCUUCAGAACCGUGUCGUGUCGUGUCUCUUCAGAAAAAAAAAAAACAAAUUCAUUCGUUGUUGUUGUGUACCGAAAAAUUGAUUUUCAAACAGUCGACAUUCGUCCACAUUUAGCAAAUAAAUAAAUGACAUCAUGAAAAAGAUGUGUUUGCGCAGCAGAACAUACAAACGAAUCUGUAUAAAUUUCCCUUACUUGAGGAUUUUAAACACGAUUCGGUAAAAAAACAGAUAUUUUGUGCUCUGAACGCCGUCAUAAUAGACAUCAUUUUUGUUAUGCUAUGAAAUCUAUACGGACGACAAUUAAUCGAAUUCUAUUUGCUUUCUCUUUUCAGCGGAUCAAGCCGGUCGAGUAAAACAUUUAAGCCGAAGAAAAACAUACCGGAAGGCACACAUCAAUAUGACUUAAUGAAACAUGCAGCGGCCACUUUGGGAUCAGGAAAUCUACGGAAUGCGGUUGCACUUCCAGACGGAGAGGAUCUCAAUGAAUGGGUUGCUGUUAACACUGUCGAUUUUUUCAAUCAAAUAAACAUGCUGUAUGGAACGAUCACGGAGUUCUGUACGGAGGAUAGUUGUAGCAUUAUGUCGGCCGGUCCAAAAUACGAGUAUCAUUGGGCGGAUGGUCAAACUGUGAAGAAACCAAUCAAAUGUAGUGCACCAAAAUACAUUGACUAUUUAAUGACAUGGGUUCAAGAUCAAUUGGAUGAUGAGACGUUGUUUCCAUCGAAAAUAGGUGUACCGUUUCCGAAAAAUUUUCUAUCUUGUGCAAAAACUAUUCUAAAGCGAUUGUUCCGUGUGUAUGCUCACAUUUACCAUCAGCAUUUCUCAGAAGUGGUUCGGCUAGGCGAAGAAGCUCAUCUCAAUACAUCGUUUAAGCAUUUUAUUUUCUUCGUACAAGAAUUUAGUCUAAUUGAUCGAAGAGAAUUAGCGCCGUUGCAAGAACUCAUUGAUAAACUAACGGCUAAAGAUAAUCGACAAAUUUAACACACUCAUUUAAUUUAACCUUUCAACAUGAUAAUUCUCUGUCUCUCUUUCUGUGGUUUAUUUUUUUUUCUUCUGUUCGUUAACGAUGCAUCAACAAUUUUUUUUUUAAUGCAGUCUUUUUAUUUUCUUUUAUCGUAUUUUUUUAUUGUUUCGCAUUUGAUGAGGAUGAUGAAAAAGAAGGGAAAAAAAAUUGUUCAACAGCAUUACCGUAUCUGUUAUUAGUAAUUCUUUUAAAGUCGAAAUACCGAAAGUAAAAUCUCAGCUGAACAAUUUUUUUCAUUAUUUUAUCUUUAUUACUCGUAUAGAACUUAAAGAAAGAAUAAAGAACAGCACUUGAAUCGUAUUUGAAUUACGUAAAUUACAAAUUAGUUUAACAUUUUAAGUUUACAUUGUGCUCAUAUCGCCAUAAUAAUUUUGAAUCAUUUUCUGUGUCUUUUUUUUGUGUUUUCCCAUGGAUUUUGUGAUAAUUCAGUGCAGACAAUGUCAAUGAAAAAUCGAGAUAAAUUCAAAAUACGACAAGAUUUUGUCCAAAUACAUUCUUCUCAUUUGACCAUACAUUGAAAUCUGUAUCUUCAUUUCGACACUCAAUUCACAUAUAUACAUUAUAUAUUUGAAAAGUUUGAUGGCAGCUCGUUGAUUUCAUUUGUUUCGUUCGUUUAGAAUAUUUAUGGAUUUUCGGUUUGAGGAGAAAUUCUUUCUUUUUUUUUUUUAAAUUGCAUACUAUUUUACCAAAACCCUAUAUAAAUUCACAGCAGAGACAAACGUGUAAAACAUUUGGAAUGAAAAUAAUUUUAUGUAUAUUAAUCACUUUACACGAUCACACGAUCACUUUUAUACCAAUAUCUCAAUAUAUACACCCACACAAAGAAAUGAGUAGCUUAAGGAUUAACAAUCGGAUGACUUAUUUUUAAUUAAAUGCAAGUUUUUUGAUGGAAAAUUGUGUAUAAUUUUAAAAAGCAGGCGAACAGUCCAACGAUUGAGCUCAUUUGAAUUUGAAACAGACUAAAACAUUUAACACAUAGUGAUUCGUAAGAGAAAAAUCAAAAGAUAAACAUUUUUUUGUAAUUAAUCCGAAGGGAAAUAAGAAGAAGAAUGAAAAGAGGAUAAAUAAUGCAAAUAAAUUGCUUUUCAUGCAACACGAAAUUCACUGACACGCAAUCGCACACAAUUUUGACACAUGCGAUAAUAUUUUUUUAAACGAAAAACAUAAAAAAAAUCCUAUGAAAAUUUCGAAUGAAGCGAGGGAAAAAAAAGAAAACAAACUUCUUUAGAAUUAUUUCGUUUUUUUUUUAAAUUCCCGAUGUAAGUUUAAAUUAUUAAAAUUGUAAAUUUUUAGAUAGCUGCUACAAAUCGAUUGAAAUAAAAUCAAUCUCAAAUGUUCUUUAUUUUA